Molecule: messenger RNA, 492 nt
Organism: Lactuca saligna
Lineage: Eukaryota; Viridiplantae; Streptophyta; Magnoliopsida; Asterales; Asteraceae
Source: the annotation of a GenBank genome assembly
AUGUAUGUGUCCGGAACCCCUGGUUAUAUUGCUCCAGAGUACUCAGAGAAUAAGGUGUUCUCCACGAAAUCCGAUGUUUAUAGCUAUGGAGUCGUAUUGCUUGAGAUAGUAAGUGGACAAAGAAUUUCCAAAUUAUACCUAUCCGAGGACUGUUGGAGGAAUCUUAUAGCACAAGCUUGGAAAUUAUGGGUUGAGGGUAAGGCACUUGAGUUGAUGGACCCAACACUGAUGGAUACAUGCAAUCCACACGAAGUGUUGAAGUGUAUUAACAUUGGACUCCAAUGCGUAAACAACCAAGCUGAUAAACGACCUCCCAUGUCAAAUGUGAUUUUGAUGCUUGGAAGUGAACCCGACACCCUGCCAAAUCCAACAGAUCCAACUGAUCAAGACUCGCAAAAGGAUCAUGCCAUUGCCUCUUCCUCUGGUUUGCCUAAAGAGGAACCACAAUUUAGCAAAAACAUGAUGGAUAUUACUGUAGUACACCCUCGUUGA